Manis pentadactyla (Chinese pangolin) is the source of this 829-nucleotide messenger RNA. RefSeq names its product nuclear envelope pore membrane protein POM 121C-like. The coding region runs from base 105 to 662 and encodes 185 amino acids. NCBI's taxonomy places the organism in Eukaryota, Metazoa, Chordata, Mammalia, Pholidota, Manidae. The transcript is spliced from 5 exons. The record is from RefSeq and is a predicted model, not a curated record.
UUCAUUUCCCUUUUAGGCCUGGGCCUCUGAAGAGAGGCCUCAAUGUCCAGAGCUCAGAUGGCCACCUAAAUAAGAGAUUCCACCCCUACACACGUGGCAUCCCUAUGUCUGGUCGCAGUCACAAUGCCAUUCCCAGCGACUACAGCUCGACUGGAGGGGUGUCUCAGCUCCGUAAGAGAAGAGGUUCCGGUGCCUCAUCCUUCUCCAUCCCCACCUCGUGCUACAUGAAGACAAUAGAGAGGCCAGCAAAGAAAAUGAGAGAAGAGGAGCUUCCUCCUAACUCUGGCUCCUCAGCUCCCUUGGGAAGUGACACGCAGUCCCAGGGAGAACAGGCUACAACCACAUCUGGGAAGGCCAACUCCAGGGAUUCUCCACCCAGCAGCACCCGGCCACGCAAACGCAAAUUCCAACUGGUGCCCUCCAGGCGAGGGAUCCCGCUUAUCUUGCCUGAAACACCCAUCCUCGGCUAUCCCAUCACAGUCGAGGAUUAUGAGCAAGUUCAGACCGACUGGGUGAAGACCAUCUUCGAGGAUAAGACUGGUGAGGAAUACGGGUUAAUUUCACACCCCAGAGAUGGUUCCCUUUGGUUUUAUUUUGGUCUUUCUCCUCUGAGAAAUCCAGCUCUUGGGUUCUCAGUGGACUCCGAGCACAGUGAGCACUGACGUUGAGAUGAAGCAUUUCUACACGAGUUCCCCUGAGUCCCUGAGCCUCCCCGUGCCCUGCGAGGCCCCUGGAAAAAAUUCUCCCACCAGGGAGGACAAGCCUUUCUUUCUUUCUUCCUUGGAAACUGCCCCAAACUCUGAGAGUGCGAACCCUCCUGGCCCUCCAC